Knipowitschia caucasica is the source of this 1584-nucleotide messenger RNA. NCBI's taxonomy places the organism in Eukaryota, Metazoa, Chordata, Actinopteri, Gobiiformes, Gobiidae. The record is from the annotation of a GenBank genome assembly.
AUGAAGAUCCAGGAGACGUCUUUACGGCGGGACCCUGACCUCAGGGGGGAGUUAGCCUUUCUCGCCCGGGGGUGUGACUUUGUGCUCCCAUCCCGCUUCAAGAAAAGACUCAAGUCCUAUCAACAGCAGCAAGAGAUUCAGUCCAAACCAGAGAAGAGACCAAUCACCCCUCCGGCUUCACCAGACCCAGUGGAGGUCACGGUCGUCCCGGCAACGCGCACACCCAGCCCUCCCCCUGCUCCGGUCAUCGUCACCCCGCCUCCUCCCGCCAUCAACAUUCCCAGGUUCUACUUCCCCCGCGGGCUCACUGUGAUCGGCUCCUCCCCUAAUCAUGACGCCGCAAUCGCUACCAUCGAGAGCGCCUUCACCGAGUUCGAGGACGAGAAGGCCGACAUUUACGAGAUGGGGAAGAUCGCCAAGGCAUGUGGCUGCCCUCUGUACUGGAAGGCCCCCAUGUUCUACGCCGCAGGAGGAGAGAGAACCGGCUUUGUCUCUGUUCACUCCUUCAUCGCAACAUGGAGAAAGUUGCUGCACAGUUGCCAUGACGACGCCUCCAGAUUCAUUUCUUUGCUGGCUAAACCUGGAUGCAACUUUUUGGAGCAAGAAGACUUCAUCCCACUACUUCAGGACAUAGUGGACACGCAUCCAGGGCUGACAUUUCUGAAGGAUGCGCCCGAGUUUCAUUCCCGCUACAUCACAACGGUGAUCCAGCGGAUAUACUACGUGGUGAACCGCUCGUGGUCUGGCCGCAUCACCACGACGGAGCUACGCAGGAGUAACUUCCUCCAGACGCUGGCUCUGCUGGAGGAGGAGGACGACAUCAACCAGAUCACAGACUACUUCUCCUACGAACACUUCUACGUCAUCUACUGCAAGUUCUGGGAGCUGGACACAGACCACGACCUGUACAUCGACCUCAAGGAUCUGUCCAGAUACAACGACCAUGCUUCUUCUAACAGAAUCAUUGAGCGUCUGUUCUCGGGAGCUGUGACUCGGGGUAACGCCGUGCAGAGAGAGGGACGCAUGAGCUACGCCGAGUUCGUUUGGUUCCUCAUUUCUGAAGAGGACAAGAAAAUCCCCACCAGUAUCGAGUACUGGUACAGAUGCAUGGACGUGGACGGGGACGGCGUCUUGUCCAUGUUCGAGCUGGAGUAUUUCUACGAGGAGCAGUGUGAGCGCAUGGAGAGGAUGGGAAUCGAACCUCUGCCUUUCCAGGACCUACUGUGUCAGAUGUUGGACCUCGUCAAACCAGAGAAUCUCGGGAGGAUUACGCUGAGUGAUCUGAAGCGAUGCAGAAUGGCCCACAUCUUCUUCGACACCUUCUUUAACCUGGAGAAGUAUCUGGACCACGAGCAGAGGGAUCCCUUCGCCAUGCAAAAGGACAUCGAUAGCGAGGGUCCGGAACCGUCAGACUGGGACAAAUAUGCCUCAGAGGAAUAUGAGAUUCUGGUCGCCGAGGAGACUGCAAACGAACAGCUGCAUGAAGGGUCAUUCGAUGAUGACUAUGACUUAGAAGAAAUGCAUGUCCUGGGGGAUAUUGGAAACAAAAUGGAGAAACUUGUUAUUUCUGAUCUCACUGCUUAA